Molecule: messenger RNA, 4759 nt
Organism: Zea mays
Lineage: Eukaryota; Viridiplantae; Streptophyta; Magnoliopsida; Poales; Poaceae
Product: probable cleavage and polyadenylation specificity factor subunit 1
Exons: 26
Coding region: 169-4494 (1441 amino acids)
Cellular component (GO): nucleus
Molecular function (GO): nucleic acid binding; protein binding
Source: RefSeq, a predicted model, not a curated record
GUAUGAAUAAGCUAGUCCCAAAAUUGCAAAAAAUGUCUUCGCUGAGCGAAGGGUUUUCUAGGGUUUUGGUACGAAACCCCCCUUCGUCCCGUCGCAUUUCGUUCAAAAUCGCGCGGUCAAAUCCGAGCUCGGGGCCAUCGCCGUCGCCGCGCCUCCCAUCCCGCGAAGAUGAGCUACGCGGCGUACAAGAUGAUGCAUUUGCCCACCGGAAUCGACCAUUGCGCUGCCGGCUUCAUCACCCACUCCCCCGCCGACGCUGCCGCCUUCUCCACGCCCGCGCCCGCGCCCACCGCCGCCGCUGGACCCGACGGCGAUAUUGACUCCACUGCGGCUAGGGCACCCCGGCGAGUGGGUCCUACCCCCAACCUGGUUGUGUCGGCGGCUAACGUGCUCGAGGUGUAUGCCGUGAGGGCCGAGGUCGCGACUGGGGCCGAGGAUGCGGGUAAUUCUUCGUCUACCGGCACCAUCCUGGAUGGUAUCUCCGGGGCUCGACUGGAACUUGUGUGCCAUUACAGGCUUCACGGUAACAUUGAAUCGAUGGCUGUGUUGUCCGAUGGCACAGAGAAUAGGCGAGACUCCAUUGCAGUUACGUUUAACGAUGCAAAAAUAACAUGUCUGGAGUUUGAUGACAGCAUCAAUGGCCUGCGGACAAGCUCAAUGCAUUGUUUUGAAGGCCCUGAAUGGUUCCAUCUGAAAAGGGGCAGGGAAUCAUUUGCCUGGGGUCCUAUCAUAAAAGGGGAUCCUCAAGGCAGAUGUGGUGCUGUACUUGUUUAUGGAUUACAGAUAAUAAUUUUGAAAGCAGCUCAGGUUGGGCAGAGCUUAGUAGGAGAGGAUGAACCUACACGCGUGUUGAGUUCCACUGCUGUUCGGAUUGAAUCUUCGUAUGUGAUUGAUUUACGUGAUCUAGAAAUGAAUCACAUCAAAGACUUUACAUUUGUGCAUGGUUAUAUUGAGCCUGUGUUGGUCAUACUUCAUGAGCGAGAGCCUACAUGGGCUGGGCGUAUCUCAUCGAAGAGCCAAACAUGCAUGCUAUCUGCGUUUAGUAUAAGCAUGGGUUUAAAGCAACAUCCGAUGAUAUGGUCUGCUGCUAAACUUCCACAUGAUGCAUAUCAACUUCUUGCAGUGCCCCCUCCUAUAAGUGGCAUUCUUGUGAUCUGUGCAAAUUCAAUCCAUUAUCAUAGUCAGUCCACUUCUUGUUCACUUGCCUUGAACAGUUUCUCAUCACAGCCUGACGGAAGCCCAGAGAUUCUUAAAACAAGUUUUCAUGUUGAGCUUGAUGUAGCUAAAGCAACAUGGUUAUCCCAUGACAUUGUGAUGUUUUCAUCAAAGAAUGGAGAAAUACUAUUACUAACAGUGGUUUAUGAUGGGCGAGCUGUGCAAAGAUUAGAUCUUAUGAAAUCCAAAGCAUCUGUUCUUAGUUCGGGUGCUACAACUCUUGGAAGUUCGUUCAUAUUUCUUGGCAGUCGUCUUGCAGAUAGCCUUCUUGUGCAAUUUUCAUGUGGCAUGCCAACAUCGGUUCUGCCUGAUCUAACAGAUGAGCCUGCUGAUAUUGAAAGUGAUCUGCCUUUCUCAAAGCGCCUAAAGAGGAUUCCCUCUGAUGUUCUACAAGAUGUUACUAGUGUUGAGGAACUUUCUUUUCAUAAUAAGGCAGUGCCAAAUAUUGUAGAUUCAGCAGAGAAGAUCUCAUUUGUUGUGAGAGAUGCUCUGAUCAAUGUUGGUCCUCUGAAAGAUUUUGCAUAUGGUUUAAGAACUAAUUCUGAUCCCAACGCAGCAGGCAUUGCGAAGCAAAGCAAUUAUGAGCUGGUGUGUUGUUCUGGGCAUGGAAAAAAUGGAACGCUCUCGGCCCUUCAACAAUCUAUCCGUCCAGAUUUAAUUACCGAGGUGGAACUACCAAGUUGCACAGGUAUUUGGACAGUUUACUACAAGAGUUCUCGUGGAAAUACAACUGACAAUAAUGAAUAUCAUGCUUAUUUGAUAAUAAGCCUAGAAAGCCGCACAAUGGUGCUUCAGACAGGUGAUGAUCUUGGAGAGGUCACUGAAACAGUUGACUAUAAUGUUCAAGGGAGCACAAUUGCUGCUGGUAACUUGUUUGGGAGGUGUCGCGUCAUACAGGUAUAUGCCAAGGGUGCUCGUGUGCUUGAUGGUUCCUUCAUGACACAAGAGCUAAACUUUUCUAUGCAUACUUCCGAAUCGUCAUUGAAUUCUGAGCCUCUUGCAGCUGCAUCUGCUUCAAUUGCAGAUCCAUAUGUUCUCUUGAAAAUGAGUGAUGGAUCCAUUCGACUUCUCAUAGGAGAUCCUUCAACCUGUACUAUUUCUAUAAAUGCUCCUGCCAUAUUCGCAAGCUCAAGUGAGCGGAUAUCAGCAUGUACACUAUACUGUGACAGAGGACCUGAGCCAUGGCUUAGAAAGACCCAUACUGAUGCAUGGUUAUCCACUGAUGUUGGAGAGGCUAUUGAUGAUAAUGACAAUUCUUCUCACGACCUGUCUGAUAUAUAUUGCAUAAUUUGUUAUGAAAGCGGUAAACUGGAAAUUUUUGAAGUACCCAGUUUUAAACGUGUGUUCUCUGUGGAUAAUUUUGUUUCUGGACCAGCUAUCUUGUUUGAUGUGUUUUCUCGUAAUUCUACUAAGGAUUCUGGAAUAGGGGAUCGAGAUGCUUCUAAAGUUUCUGUGAAGAAAGAGGAAGCAGCAAACAUUAAGAUAGUUGAGCUUGCAAUGCAUAGAUGGUCUGGGCAGUUCAGCCGGCCAUUCCUCUUUGGAUUAUUGAAUGAUGGGACAUUGUUGUGUUAUCACGCAUAUUAUUUUGAAGGCUCAGAAAGCAAUGUGCAAUGUGCUCCUUUCUCACCUCAUGGUGGUUCACCGGAUAUUGGCAAUGCCACUGAUUCAAGACUCAGAAAUUUGAGAUUUUGUCGAGUUUCAAUAGAUAUCUCAUCACGAGAUGACAUAUCAUGUCUUGUACGACCAAGAAUAACAAUUUUCAACAAUGUUGGAGGUUACGAGGGAUUAUUUCUUGGUGGCCCAAGGCCAACCUGGGUUUUUGUUUGUCGACAGCGAUUUCGGGUGCAUCCACAGUUAUGCGACGGUCCAAUUGUAGCCUUUACUGUUCUCCACAAUGUCAAUUGUUGCCGUGGCCUUAUUUAUGUGACAUCUCAGGGUUUUCUGAAGAUAUGUCAGUUGCCAUCUGCAUAUAACUAUGACAACUACUGGCCUGUUCAAAAGGUCCCCUUGCAUGGCACUCCACAUCAGGUCACAUAUUAUGGAGAGCAGUCACUUUAUCCGCUUAUUGUGUCAGUUCCUGUUCGCCCCUUAAAUCAAGUUCUUUCUUCUAUGGCUGAUCAAGAAUUGGGUCUGCACAUGGAGAACGAUGUUACAAGUGGUGGUGACCUCCAAGAGGUCUAUACUGUUGAUGAAUUUGAAGUUCGUAUUAUGGAGUUGGGAAAAUCCAAUGGACGUUGGGAGACAAGGUCCACCAUUCCGAUGCAAUCAUUUGAAAACGCUUUAACAGUGCGCAUCGUUACCUUGCAAAACACAUCUACGAAGGAAAAUGAAACCCUGAUGGCCAUUGGAACUGCUUAUGUUCAAGGGGAGGAUGUUGCUGCUAGAGGACGGGUGCUUCUGUUCUCUUUCAGUAAAAGUGAAAAUUCUCAAAAUCUGGUUACCGAAGUCUACUCAAAAGAGAGCAAAGGUGCUGUAUCUGCUGUUGCCGCUCUUCAAGGUCAUCUACUGAUAGCUUCUGGUCCUAAGAUCACACUGAAUAAAUGGACUGGCUCUGAAUUGACUGCCGUUGCAUUCUAUGAUGCACCAUUGCAUGUUGUGAGCCUGAACAUUGUGAAAAACUUUGUUUUAUUUGGUGAUAUUCACAAAAGCAUAUAUUUUCUUAGUUGGAAGGAACAAGGUUCUCAAUUGAGUCUGCUGGCAAAAGAUUUUGGUUCACUUGAUUGUUUUGCAACUGAGUUCUUAAUUGAUGGAAGCACCUUGAGCCUUGUAGUUUCAGAUUCUGACAAGAACGUGCAGAUUUUCUAUUAUGCCCCCAAAAUGGUGGAGAGCUGGAAGGGGCAAAAGCUCCUUUCCAGAGCAGAAUUUCAUGUUGGAGCCCAUGUGUCGAAGUUUCUGAGAUUACAGAUGUUGCCUACACAAGGAUUAGCAUCUGAGAAGACAAAUCGUUUUGCUCUUGUAUUUGGAACGUUGGAUGGUGGAAUCGGAUGCAUUGCACCUGUUGAUGAAUUGACAUUUCGACGGCUCCAGAGCUUGCAAAGGAAGCUCGUAGAUGCCAUACCCCAUGUCUGUGGAUUGAAUCCAAGAUCGUUCAGGCAUUUCAAGUCAAAUGGCAAGGCACAUCGUCCUGGACCAGAUAACAUCAUUGACUUUGAGCUUCUUUCUCACUAUGAGAUGAUGUCUUUAGAAGAGCAGCUCGAGAUUGCGCAGCAGAUUGGAACUACCCGCUCUCAGAUUCUUUCUAACUUUAGUGACUUUUCACUGGGCACUAGUUUCUUGUAAGUGGUAACCUGUGGCUAAGUAACACCAUGCUUCUGAUGAAAGUGGUGCUUGCCAUUCAUUAGCCACGUCAAGAAUUAGGCCCAAUUCCAUCAACAUGGUCACUUCCACCAGUUUUAUUGUAAAGAUGGCUGCUGUAAUUUAGAUAUUAAUGGUGUAACUGGAAGUUGGGCGCUUGGCAACUGAUUGCAACCAUAUUUGUUUCGUUGGACUGAAGUAGUAUUGGAAACUGCACUGAAAAUGAACUAUCUGAAGAGUUUCUCGACAA